AUGGCGCCGAGAUCGCCGACGCGUGCAGCCUGCGCGCCUGCCACCGCGCCCUGCCACACCACUGUACUGUACAUCGCGAAGUUAUACUGGUCGGGCCGUCGUUUCCCCGGAAACCGGGGCGCGCAUCCUCGCCAUCUAUAUAGCCCGCCACGCACAGCCAAGCGAGACACUCAAAGCUUCCAUCGCCGAUCUUCAGGGACCGAACGAAACGACAUGGUGGCCACGAUCGAGGACCUGCACGCGGACGUGCUGGCCUGCGCGCUGCGCCGCCUGGACGGGCGCUCGCUGGCCGCCGCGAGCUGCGCCACGGCGGGGCUCCGCGCGCUCGCCGCGGACCCGGACACGUGGCGCGCGCUCUGCCUCGCCGAGUGGCCGUCCCUCGCGGCCCAGCACUGGCUCCUCUCAGCGGUGCCGCCGCGCCGCCUCUUCGCCGACGCGUCCCCUUUCCCUUGCCCGGACGCCGGGGAGCCCGGCGCCGGCGGCCUCCCCGCGAGGCUCGUCUCCGCGGUGGACGUGUACUGCAGGGGCGCGCCCGUGCUGUCCCGCGUGGCGGAGACGCCCGCGUCGUCGCCGUGGUUCCUCAGCUCGCCGUUCCGCGUCGACGCCGUGGACUGCAAGAAGCCGGCGCCGGUGGCGGCGGCGUUCUCUCCGGCGGAGCUCGAGCUGAGCUGGGUGGUCGUCGACCCCGCCCGCGGCCGGGCGGUGAACGUGUCGAGUAGGCGGGCGGUGGCCCUGGGCCGGCACUGGUACACCGGCGAGACGCUGGUGCGGUUCGCGGUGGUGCUGGGCGGGUGCAACUUCGAGACCACCGUGGCCUGCUCCGAGGAGGCCGGGCACGUCAGCGAGGUCAGCCUCGCCGUGGAGAACGCCGACGGCGCGGCGGUGAGCGGCGAGGGCGCCCUCCGGCUUCUGGCCUCGGCAAUGGAGGGGCCGAGAAGGGGAGGCGAGAGAGAGCGGGAGGAGGCCAAGGCGAGGUACGAGGUGUUCGUCAAGAGCAAGAAGGGGAGGAAGGAGAGCAAGGCGCGAAGAGAGGUGCUCGUUGACCUGUGCUGCUCCGCCGCCAGCGCCGUCGCCGUGAUGGCCUUCUUUGCCACCGUCGUGCUCCGGUAACAAGUUCUUUUUGCCACCGACGGGCGGAUCCAGCAAUGAGUUCAUUCAUGCAUGAUGAUGUAGGUGCACAGUAAGCAUCAUGCGUGAAAUGAAUUGUUUCGUGUAAGAUUCCUAUAUGGCAUUUCUGCGCUCCAAAUAAGACGGCAUCAAGCAAGAACUAACGUAUCCCGCAAAAAAAAAAAACAAGAACUAACGUGUAUUUACAUCUUCUCCCUGGCAGCUAGAGUGUUACAUCCAUUCUAGUGACAAACUUUUCCUCCUAAUAAAUUUAGGUGAAAAUGACAGAGAA
This is a messenger RNA of Triticum urartu, 1399 nucleotides long. RefSeq names its product putative F-box protein At2g36090. Gene Ontology annotation, molecular function: protein binding. Lineage: Eukaryota; Viridiplantae; Streptophyta; Magnoliopsida; Poales; Poaceae. The record is from RefSeq and is a predicted model, not a curated record.